Messenger RNA from Trichosurus vulpecula (common brushtail), 4360 nucleotides. RefSeq names its product NAD kinase 2, mitochondrial (gene NADK2). Bases 144 to 1631 code for a protein of 495 amino acids. The record is from RefSeq and is a predicted model, not a curated record. Gene Ontology annotation, biological process: NAD+ metabolic process; NADP+ biosynthetic process. Gene Ontology annotation, molecular function: NAD+ kinase activity. The transcript is spliced from 13 exons. Gene Ontology annotation, cellular component: mitochondrion. NCBI's taxonomy places the organism in Eukaryota, Metazoa, Chordata, Mammalia, Diprotodontia, Phalangeridae.
CAGCCGGGCCGGAGCGAAGCUGGCGGUGGCCGUGGCGGCGGCGGCGGCUGGGGCUCCGGGGACAAGCGCACGCCCCGGCCGGGCUCCCGCCGUGGGGGGAGGGGGCUCCAACGGCUCCCGAGCUCCCGGCGAGCGGACGGACAAUGACUUGCUACCGAGGCUUCCUGCUGUGCAGCUGCCGUUGCGUAGCGGGAAGCCGGGCGGCCGCAACGGCGCGGCGGUGUCCGUUGGGGAGGGUUCCGGCGGAGAGCGCGGGGCCCCGACUAGGCGGCUUUGGAGGCGGGGGCCGGCGACACCUGGGGCACGGGGGGCACGGGCAGCACGGCCAAGCACGCGAGCUGGAGGGCGGCAGCGCCGGCGGCAGGGGCUGCCCUGCAGGAGGGUUCCGCCCGGCCCGGGUCGUGGUCGUUGCCAAGACCACCCGCUACGAGUUCGAGCAGCAGCGGUACCGCUACGCGGAGCUCUCGGAGGAGGACCUGAAGCAUCUGCUUGCACUAAAAGGAUCCAGCUACAAUGGACUACUUGAGCGACAUCAUAUUCAUACCAGGAAUGUGGAGCAUAUUCUGGAUAGUUUACGGAAUGAGGGGAUUGAAGUUCGUUUAGUGAAGAGGAGAGAGUAUGAUGAAGAGACUGUUCAAUGGGCAGAUGCUGUUAUAGCUGCAGGAGGUGAUGGCACAAUGCUACUGGCAGCCAGUAAGAUCUUGGACAGGUUUAAACCAGUUAUUGGAGUAAACACUGAUCCAGAAAGGUCUGAGGGUCAUUUAUGCCUGCCUGUGCGAUAUACACACUCCUUUCCAGAAGCACUACAGAAGCUUUAUCGUGGUGAGUUCAGGUGGCUAUGGAGGCAGCGAAUCAGGUUAUAUCUUGAAGGAACUGGAAUAAACCCAAUUCCUGUAGAUCUCCAUGAACAGCAACUGAGUUUGGAUCAACACAGCAAGGCCCUCAACAGUACGAGAAUCCAUGAUCAGAGAUCUGAGGUUUCUGGGCCACAACUUUUGCCAGUGAGAGCACUAAAUGAAGUCUUCAUAGGGGAGAGUCUGUCAUCCAGAAUGUCUCAUUCUUGGGCUGUCGCUGUGGACAGUGUAAGAAGAGGUAUAACCACUCUAAAGGGACUGGUGAACUAUAAAUCCUGCAAACCCAGUUUUACAUUUUCAAUUCAUAGGGCCUCCUACUAUGAAAUCUCAGUUGAUGAUGGUCCCUGGGAAAAACAGAAGAGUUCAGGACUCAAUUUGUGUACUGGAACAGGAUCAAAAGCCUGGUCAUAUAAUAUUAACAGGGUCGCAACACAAGCUGUAGAAGAUGUGUUAAAGAUUGCUAAACAGCAAGCAAACUUGGAUCUUCCAUUGAAUAAGGAAUUAAUUGAGAAAGUAACAAAAGAGUACAAUGAAUCUUUAUUGUAUAGUCCGGAAGAGCCAAAGAUGCUUUUCAGCAUUCGGGAACCUAUAGCAAAUCGCAUAUUCUCAAGUAGUCGUCAGCGGUGUUUCUCUUCAAAGGUUUGUGUUCGUUCUCGCUGUUGGGAUGCCUGUAUGGUUAUAGACGGAGGAACUUCUUUUGAGUUUAAUGAUGGAGCAAUAGCUUCAAUAAUGAUCAAUAGAGAUGAUGAGCUUCGAACUGUGCUGCUAGAGCAGUGAAGGAUUUAUAAAUUCGGAUCACCCCAAGAAAACCAUCUUAAUUGCAGAAACGGACUGCAUGUCAUAGCACUGUUCCUUACAAUUUGGAUACACAGCCAACUCAGAAAUUUGGGAGGUCUUGAGAGAACCUCUGUGGUUGAGAAAGCUUGAAAAAAAGUAUUUAUUGUUGAAGAAAACUUAAUGGACUAAAACUACGUGGAAUUCUUAGAUUGGUGCCAGCUGUAUAACCUACAGAUGUUAAGUGGUAAUACCUUUAAAUUUAAAGAGGUAGGUUCAAAUAAAAGAUUAAAUGUAUAGGGUGUGAUUUAACUAUAAUAGGGUCCCUUCACCUCUUCCCUCAUCUCCCACUCCCUCCAAUAGUAUUCGAGGAUUGUUCAAACCAAACAUACUUAUCACUCAUGAAUAUUUUUUUUUUUACAGAGAAACAACUUGAAUGUUAAGAUUUAUUGUUCUGAUGAUGAUGAUAGAUAAUUUUUAUAAAUCCUGACAUUGACCUAUUUGAAAUAGGUAAAUGUUUUUUAUAUGUACUUUUAAGAAUUUUAUAAUUUCAGAACAUGGUGAUGAUAAUGCCUUAUUUUUUCAUCUUCAGUGAUUUAAGGCCAAUGUGAAAUUUGAAUCUUUUUCCUUUUUUGCCCCAUGUUCCCUCUCAUCUUUUAAAAAUUUUACAAGAACCCUUUCAUUUAUAUCUUGAUUCAGGUUAUGCUGUUCACUUGUGGUUGAAAUGCAUUUAUCUGGAGAAAAUCAUGCUGCUAUUAUAAACUUUCUAACUGCUUAAGAAUUGUCUUGAUAAUGAAUCAAAAACUUUUAAAUAUGUGAUCAUUGGAGUAGGUAAUCUCUAAGGUUCCUUCCAUUUCUAUAAUUCCAUGAUGAUGAUGGUAAUGAAGAUGAUGUGAUAAUAAAAUUAAGUUAUAUCUGCAUAAUCUGAAUUUACUUUAACCUUAAGAAAAACCAUCUACUGUUUGAAUCUACUGGCUGGGCACAGAAUCUAAAAGAAAGUCAACACAAAAAUCAGUGAAACAUUUGUAUUCAUUCUCUUUUGAAUGCCUUGGUUAUAGUUUUAUUAUUUUCUUGAGUUUCCAUCUGAUUUACUGCAAGCUUUAUGUAGCUGCAAUGUUGUGUACAUUAUGACCAUUACCUUUUUUUCUUACAUUAUGAAUUAGAUGAAAAUUUGUGAAUAAAAAUGCAAGAAAAUCUCUUUAGUUUUCAGCCCAUUAGCAAGUUGCCUUCUAAUUUUCUCCCAAUACUCCCACUACUGCUUAUAUAAACACUAUUCAUGUGAAAAAAGUUUCAUUGAAAAUUUUUUUCAUAGCAAUAAGAAGUAAAUUUGUGAAUGAUAAUAUUAAUUAGAAACAUAAGUGAACUAAAAUGUCUUGCCAUGCAGUACAAUGAAUAUAUCAUGUUACUUUUACUUACCAAGUUACAAACUGCUUGUGAGUCUUCAGAGGGAGCCCAGAUUUUGCACUGUGUAACAGAAUGAGAAUACAUAAGAUAGCGUAUCUGUAUUAGAUGGGUAAUGUCAAUUUUUUUUCAAUAUUGUUUUUCAUCUAAGAAAAACACUAUUUUAGAGCUAGACCUGACUUGUUUAAGAAUGAGUUCAAACCUUUAGUUUGUGGUGAUUUGGUUAGUUAUUUUUAAAAUUUUGAAGCAAGCACUUUGCCCAAGUAAAAAUUAAUGGUUCUACCAUGUAAACAUUUCUUCACUCUGAAAUAUCUUGGUGACUGAAUAAUUUAUAUAACUUUUUAAAAAAUUAAAUAUACUACCAUUUUUGUCAUCUGUCAAACAGGAAUGUAAAGUUUAAAUUCAUAUUACUUUAAUCAUGCAAUCCACUGUGCCAGUGUAUAAGGGUAUAGUGUUGGUGAAGACUUGAUUUUAGGAAUGUGGCUCUUCCAUCAGUGCAGGCACGCCAUCUUCUGGUGAUUUUUGUUCAAAUUGCUACAUAUUAAUGUUGAGUUCCUUCUGCUGAUUUUACAAUAACGAAUACAACCGAAGGAACAACAGAAAAAGUGAGCCCCAUGUAUGUGUGUGUAUAUAUACAUAUAUAUGCGUGUGUAUAUGUGUAUUUGCAUAUAUACAUAUAACUAGGGUUCUUAUAAAGAGGGAGGACUUUUUUUCACUUUUUAAGGAAGGAAAGGCAAAACAGCUUUUAAAAAUACAUCUUAAAACAUAACUGGCUAAAAGAUAAAAUGGACAUUUUACUGAGACUAAUAAAGGGUAUUAGGGAGAAAAAUGAACAUUUUCCUUAAAGAUAUUUUGGAAAUUUUAUCUUGGUUUAGCAAAUGUUUAAGUUCUAAUUCCAUACUUGAAAAAUGAAACUUAGGAAAAACUCUUGUGACAUACAUUCUUAUGUAUACGUUGAUAUUUUGAAAAGUAACGACCUGAUCUCUGAAAUUGUCACUUUUUCAUACCAUUAGAGUGUAAGCUCUUUAAGGGCAGGGAAUUAUGUCUUUUGCUUUUAAUAUGACACAAUGAAUAAAUCACAUGUUAACUCAGUUUGCCAGUACCGAAACUGUCAGUCUCGGCACAUGGUUUUUACCAAACUGAAACUUGACAUUCUUUGUUUUUAUGAAAGAAAAAAAAUGACUAUGGAGUGUUGGUAAUUGAGUGUGUAUUAAAUACAAAAUGAUACGGUGUCUGCCUAAGUAUUUUCAUAAUUUAUGUUUCAAUUUGAUUAUCACCAGUUUUUGACAUUUGACAGCUAUAUUUGGAUAAAAUUAACCCAAGUAUUUUCA